CGCUUUCCGGUUGCGUGGCGGUUGGCCCAUGGAUGCUGCUGUUUCCCGAAGCGGCAGAGUUUUCGGUUUGUUUGUGGUCGGAGCCGGGUCCGGGCCAGGGGCAGAUCAUUGAACAGUUGGGAUAUUGUCGACGUACAGUUUGUUUCCACGGCAUCUUUUUCAAUGCACGCGGAAUGGAUUUCUCGAAAUUUCUGGAUGACAAUUUUGAUGUGAAGGACUGGGUGAAUGGGGCUUUCAAGACUGUUCAGGAGGAAGAACCCGGAAAGGUUGACAGUCAUGCUGCCACGCUGGUGAUGAAGCUGCAGUUGUUUAUUCAGGAGGUGAACAAUGCCAUUGAAGAAACUAGUCACCAAGCACUACAGAAUAUGCCCAGGGCUCUCCGGGAUCUGGAAGCUCUGAAACAGGAAGCUUCCUUUCUGAAGGAGCAAAUGAUCCUUGUCAAAGAAGAUAUUCGGAAAUUUGAACAGGACACAGCACAGUCCAUGCAGGUAUUGGUCGAGCUUGAUGAAGUAAAGUCCAGAAUGCAAGCGGCAUCUGAGGCAUUGCAGGAGGCUGACAAGUGGAGUACACUCAGUGCUGACAUUGAAGAAACACUGAAAUCACAGGACAUUGAGACUAUCUCAGCCAAACUCACAAGUAUGCAGAACAGUUUGGCUAUGCUGGUCGAUACACCAGAUUAUUCAGAGAAAUGCGUUCACCUCGAGGCGCUAAAGAAUCGAUUGGAAGCCAUGGCAAGCACACAGAUUGUGGCUGCAUUCAAUUCUCAGUCUAUUGAUCAGGCCCGGCUUUUUGUGAAAGUAUUUGUGGCAGUGGACCGAAUGCCCCAGCUCCUAACAUACUACUACAAGUGUCACAAGAGUCAGUUGGUCUCUGUGUGGCAGGAGCUGUGUCAGAGUGACCUCAGUUUGAAUCACCAACUAACAGAAUUCUACGAUACUCUUCUGGCAACAUGGCACUCACAGCUACAGUGGACUAGUCAGGUCUUCAGGAACCCCUGUGAGAUUGUUACCGUGCUGCAGAUCCAGACCCUGGGAGCUAUUGUUCCGUCAAUCCCUGUCUGCCUCAGCACAGCAAUGGAGAGAGCGAGCCAGGAGGAUAAGCUUAGCAUGCUGCUGGACCUCCAUGACAGUACUAUUCACUUUGCUAAGGGCCUGGAGGCAGCUAUGCUCCCACACCUAGGUGAGACCAAUUUGGUGAAAGUUACAGAACUGGUUGCAGCAAUCCACAGCCCAUACCUGCCUUAUCAACUGCAGUACGGUGACCUGGAGGGGUCAAACUUGCUCAUUCAGAUCAGUGCCAUUCCACUGGAGUGUGGAGAGCUGAUUGAUUGUGUUCAGGAGCUUAAUCAGUCGGUGAAUAAACUCUUCAGCCUGGCCAGUGGAGCAGUGGACAGAUGUGUGAAAUUGACUGAUGGACUUGCAGCGUGCGGCCUACUCAAAGCACUGAAGACUCUCUUCUCGAAAUACGUAUCCAACUUUGCUAGCACUUUGCAGUCCAUACGUAAGAAAUGCAAGCUAGAGGAAAUUUCCAAUGGAUCCUUGUUCCAGGAAGACUGGUCUGCAUUCCAAACUUCUAUCAGAAUUAUUGCAACUUGUGGAGAAUUAUUGCGGCAGUGUGGAGACUAUGAGCAGCAGUUGGCCAACAGGAUAUUAUCCACUGCAGGGAAGUAUUUAUCUGAGUCAUACAGUCCACACAGUCUGACAGGUAUACAAGAAACAAGCUUCUCUGACAAGAAAACUUCCAUCAAAAAUCCAUGGCAAGAAUAUAAUUAUUUACUGAAAGCAAAUCCAAGUGAAUAUGCCAGUCUGAUGGAAAUGCUUUAUAUGCUGAAGGAAAAGGGAACAGGGAACAAUAACUUGUUGUCAGAAGCUCGUGCAGCACUGACCCGGCUCAACCAGCAGGCACAUCAGCUCGCUUUUGACUCUGUGUUCCUCCGGAUCAAGCAGCAGCUUGCCCAGGUGCCUCGGAUGGAGACUUGGAACACAGGAACCAUGGGAGAGACGUUAACUGAAGAUCUCCCAACAUUUAGCCUUGCUCCUCUUGAAUACAUCAGCAAUAUUGGCCAGUACAUCAUGUCCUUGCCUCUGCACCUGGAGCCCUUUGUAGCACAGGACGAUCCAGCACUGGAGUUGGCACUGCAUUCUGGUAAACUUCCAUAUCCUCCAGAGCAAGGGGAUGAGCUGCCAGAGUUGGACAACAUGGCUGAUUAUUGGCUGGGCUCCAUUGCCAGGGCAACAAUGCAUACUUACUGUGAAUCCAUUCUCCAGAUCCCAGAGCUCACACCGCAUGCAACCAAACAACUUGCCACAGAUAUUGAUUACCUCAGCAAUGUCAUGGAUGCUCUUGGCUUACAGCCAUCCCGCACUCUGCAGCAGACUGUGACUACCCUGAAAGUAAAGCCCGAAGACUUCAGGCAAGCAGCGAAGGGUCUCCCCCGGAGACUGACCAGUGCAAUUGCAACCAUGAGGACUAUCCAUUACUGAUCAAGUGUCCUGUUUGCAAAACAAAUUCUGUUUCUGGUGGUUGAAGGCUGCCUUAAUUCUGACUGGCUCUUGAACCAGUUGAUGAGUGUGUUCCAACUGCCUGCUAAGAGCAAUGACUUCAAACUUAGGCUUUUUUUAGAAUGGUUUAAGUGAGGAUCUGCUGUUGGUUUUAGGCCCAGAGUAUACUUACAGUAGAUAAACAGGUUGGUGAUUUGAAUGCUGCAAGAGACUCAGUAACCCUGCCAUAGGGAGUGAGCAAUUAACUGAGCACUUUUCCAGAGUCGUCCUCCCCACACCCCAUAGCUGUCUCCCCAGCCCUGGGAGAAUGGGAUCAGGACCGAUUUGAUGGUCUGAUGAUACUCUCUUUUAAGUCCUCUUAAUUAAAAAUAAUCUGUUAAAAAUACCGAGUUAAAGCAUCCUGGAAUAGAUGCAGGAAAACCAGCAAGAGAGGAAAUACCUGAAUGUUGAAUGUAUGUUCUGGAGAGAAGGGUAUUUUGAUAGUUGAGUAUAACAUCGUGUUAAGAUGCAGCCUUAAACAGGAGUGCUGCCUCCUCCCAGUCUGAGUCACCUUACCCAUUAAGAAUUGCCUCAGAGCAGAGAUAAACAAAGAAAUUAGAGGUUCAUGUCACGGUCCACUGCCUUCCCAUCUAGGCUAGUUAAUCAGCUGUUUUCACCAGGCAGUAGAGGAUCACAAAUACUUGCAGCCCAUAAAAACAUCAAUCAUGAAUUUUGACUAAUACUUGAACAUUCUAUGUAACUCAUCACAUAACCAUACAGGUGUGCUCCUGCAUGGAGGGUGUGAGAGGGUGUGGAAUCUUCCUCUACUGGUUAUAUGUGUAUGUGUGCCUUUGUAGGUCCUUUGAGACCAAUAAUGCCUGCACUGGAUGACACUGCGAGGAGAUGAAUGGUUAGGAACUGGAAAAGGAGUUUUAUGUGUGUUUGUAUUUUUUUUAUUGAAGCAAAUGGUUUAGAUCUGCUGAAUUGAAACAUAUGCAAUCUGUGGGAUGUUAUUGUCACCCAGAAUUGGACAUGAUCAAACAGGGAUCAUGACCUGUUCCUCUUCAUGUGAAUUUAUUGUCUUUACUCAGACAGAGGUGGGGCUGAAGAUGGAAAGACAUUCCAAAUUACUUUAACAUCAGUGGAUUAGUUGUUAAUUGUGGCUCAAUCAGAGCAUUCCUAACUCAGCCUCAGAACUGAAGGCACUGUGAUUGAAUUCCUUUGGUCUAGGCUGGCACUCCCACUGAAGGAACACAGCAUUGUCAGAAAUGGCCACCUUUAGGAUAAGAAAUUAAACCAUGUUUGCUCACUUUGGUAUAUGUAAAAGAUCCCAUUGAGCUACUUGAACACUGAAGAACAGGACAAUUAAUUCACAUUACUCUGUUUAAUAUCUGUCCCUCAAAUAAUAGCACUUUGACAAAAAAACAUAUUAUCUGUUCAUUGUCACAUUGCUGCUGGUGGAUGCUUGUUGAAGUACAUAGUACAUUGACUUCCUACAUUAUGGUACACUCAAAAUACUAAUUGGCUUAAAUGCUUGGGAGUGUGCUGAAACCAGUGCAGGUGCUAUAUAAAUGCAAAUCAGUUCUCCCAUAAUGUGGGUCAUUAUCUGUUUGAGUUGUAGAUUCUAUCAUCACUGCCUCUGGGUAUUCUUGUAUCUUGUUGUUCAUCUUCUUUCUCCAAUCAACUAACCCUAACACUUCUUUCUUAAGCCUGGUAUUUAUGAUAUUUCCCUGUCUCAGUUCAGUCUCAGCAUCUCUAUUGUUAAUUUUAAAUUUUUUUGUUUCUUGUAUAGUACCUGUCUCCCCUCCUACUUCAGAAUGUUUGUGCUACUGUCCGAGUUUUUAAAAAUUGAUUUAUAAAAUCUUUCUUGAAAAAUCUCUAGCUGCCCUGUGUAUUUAAUUGAUUAAAAUAUUUCUGAAAUAAGAAUAUUGAUUGUAUGUGGUUUCCCUUGUACUCCGAUCACCCAAGAAAAAAAUGUUGUUAGUAUAAUUGACCAUUGGUUUCAGUGGUUGCUCCAACUUCUGGCAUAAAGUAUAAGAGAGUUUGUUUA
This is a messenger RNA of Chiloscyllium plagiosum (whitespotted bambooshark), 4530 nucleotides long. Lineage: Eukaryota; Metazoa; Chordata; Chondrichthyes; Orectolobiformes; Hemiscylliidae. The record is from RefSeq and is a predicted model, not a curated record.